Molecule: messenger RNA, 2887 nt
Organism: Callorhinus ursinus (northern fur seal)
Lineage: Eukaryota; Metazoa; Chordata; Mammalia; Carnivora; Otariidae
Source: RefSeq, a predicted model, not a curated record
ACGGCGCCGCGGCCACUAGCGCUGCGCCGCCAGCCGGGAACCAGCGAGCCAAGGGCCAGGAAGGCAGGACGCGACCCCGGCGCGCCGGAGCCACCUGGGCUCUCCCCGCCGCCCACGCUUCAUGAAUCGCAAGUUUCCGCGGCGGCGGCGGCUGCGGGACGCGGAGCGGGAGCCGGGGGAGCGGGCUGAGCGCGGCUCGGGCUCGACGGAGGGCACCGGCGCGGAGGAGAUCUCCCCGGCCGCAGGGGGAGCCGCCGCCGGCUGCGCCACUGCCAGCCGCAGCCGGGCGGCGCCAAGAAAGGAGCCGAGAAAGUAUGGCUGAAGAGGAGGCGCCUAAGAAGUCCCGGGCCGCCGGCGGCCGCGCGAGCUGGGAACUUUAUGCCGGGGCGCUCCCGGCUGGACGGGUGGCGGAGGGGAGCGGGGACGCGGGCAGCCGCCGCCGCCGCCGCCCCCCAGGUGAUUCUGGACGCUUGGCGCCUCGGCUCCUGCUACUGCUUUGGCUCCUGGAGGCUCCGCUGCUGCUGGGGGUCCGGGGACAGGCGGUGGGCCAGGGGCCGGGUCCGGGGCAGCAGCCCCCGCCGCCGCCGCCGCCUCAGCAGCAGCAGAGCGGGCAACAGUACAACGGCGAGAGAGGCAUCUCCAUCCCGGACCACGGCUACUGCCAGCCCAUCUCCAUCCCGCUGUGCACGGACAUUGCGUACAACCAGACCAUCAUGCCCAACCUUUUGGGCCACACGAACCAAGAGGAUGCGGGCCUCGAGGUGCACCAGUUCUACCCCUUGGUGAAGGUGCAGUGCUCGGCGGAACUCAAAUUCUUCCUGUGCUCCAUGUACGCGCCCGUGUGCACCGUGCUAGAGCAGGCUCUGCCGCCCUGCCGCUCCCUGUGUGAGCGCGCGCGCCAGGGCUGCGAGGCGCUCAUGAACAAGUUCGGCUUCCAGUGGCCUGACACGCUCAAGUGCGAAAAGUUCCCGGUGCACGGCGCCGGCGAGCUGUGCGUGGGCCAGAACACGUCGGACAAGGGCACCCCGACGCCCUCGUUGCUGCCGGAGUUCUGGACCAGCAACCCUCAGCACGGCGGCGGGGGGCACCGUGGCGGAGGCUUUCCGGGGGGCGCCGGCGCGUCGGAGCGAGGCAAGUUCUCGUGCCCGCGCGCCCUCAAGGUGCCCUCCUACCUCAACUACCACUUCCUGGGCGAGAAAGACUGCGGUGCGCCCUGUGAGCCGACCAAGGUGUACGGGCUCAUGUACUUUGGACCCGAAGAGCUGCGCUUCUCGCGCACCUGGAUCGGCAUCUGGUCAGUGCUGUGCUGCGCCUCCACGCUCUUCACGGUGCUCACGUACCUGGUGGACAUGCGGCGCUUCAGCUAUCCGGAGCGGCCCAUUAUCUUCCUGUCGGGCUGCUACACGGCAGUGGCCGUGGCCUACAUCGCCGGCUUCCUGCUGGAGGACCGAGUGGUGUGUAACGACAAGUUCUCCGAGGAUGGGGCGCGCACAGUGGCGCAGGGCACCAAGAAGGAGGGCUGCACCAUCCUUUUCAUGAUGCUCUACUUCUUUAGCAUGGCCAGCUCCAUCUGGUGGGUGAUUCUGUCGCUCACCUGGUUCCUGGCAGCGGGCAUGAAGUGGGGUCACGAAGCCAUCGAGGCUAACUCGCAGUAUUUUCACCUGGCCGCCUGGGCUGUGCCGGCCAUCAAGACCAUCACCAUCCUGGCGCUGGGCCAGGUGGAUGGCGACGUGCUGAGCGGGGUGUGCUUCGUGGGGCUCAACAAUGUGGACGCGCUGCGCGGCUUCGUGCUGGCGCCACUCUUCGUGUACCUGUUCAUCGGCACGUCUUUCCUGCUGGCCGGCUUCGUGUCCCUCUUCCGCAUUCGCACCAUCAUGAAGCACGACGGCACCAAGACCGAGAAGCUGGAGAAGCUCAUGGUGCGCAUCGGCGUCUUCAGCGUGCUUUACACGGUGCCAGCCACUAUCGUCAUCGCCUGCUACUUCUACGAGCAGGCCUUCCGGGACCAGUGGGAGCGCAGCUGGGUGGCCCAGAGCUGCAAGAGCUAUGCCAUCCCCUGCCCCCACCUCCAGGCGGGUGGAGGCGCCCCGCCGCACCCGCCCAUGAGCCCAGACUUCACAGUCUUCAUGAUCAAGUACCUUAUGACGCUGAUCGUGGGCAUCACGUCAGGCUUCUGGAUCUGGUCCGGCAAGACCCUCAACUCCUGGAGGAAGUUCUAUACCAGGCUCACCAACAGCAAACAGGGAGAGACCACCGUCUGACACCCGGGGGCUCAGCCCAUUCCCAGCCGUCGGCUUCGUCCCAGCCAUCCCCAUAAAGCCGGCCCUGUGGAAGCCUUGCCAAACCUGGCUACUUGAGGCUUCCUCACUAGCCGUUCACUUUUCGCAGGCUCCUUUUUAACAGCACAGCUCCUGCAAAAGCUUCCGUCCCUGGGGUCAAACGGACUGGAGGGCCCGACUACAGCAGGGGGGAUAGACAGACCUCUCUCGUUCUCACACUCUGGUACCAGGACUGUACGCUUUUAUGAUUGUAAAUAGCCUGUGUAAGAUUUUUGUAAGUAUAUUUGUAUUUAAAUGACCGAUCACGCGUUUUUCUUUUUCUUUCUCUCCCCCCCCCCAUUUUUUUUGGUUUUGUUUAAAUUUUAAUUAUUUAGGGCCGUUUAACCAUUUGAAGCUUUUCCUUCUUUCCCUUUUCAAAGCACUGCAGAGGUAAAACGCGAGCUCGCGGUGCUCUCGCUUGUUCUGGCGCGCCCCUCCCUGCGGCAGUCCGGGUGCGUCUGGGACUGAGGGGCCUGGGUCACUUCCCGCCUCCUCUUUCUACUCCCCCCUUUCCCUUCAGUGCUUGGGGUCAGGUUUCUUUAGAUACAGAACUCCACGGAGCUUCCAAA